AUGACAAUUCCGAAGAAUGUGAAAAUCAAAACAAAAACAUCGACAACGACAACGCCACCACCACCACCACCACCAAUCAAUCAUCCAUUUGAAUCUCAGCCAAAAAAGGGUGAAGUUUCCUCAAUUUCCCAUAGUUAUCAAAUGGCUCCCAGUGUCUGUCAAAAUUCACCCAAAUUACCGCCACACAAUAAUACACAGUCUGGUGUACAUAGCGGUGGCGGCGGCGGUGGUACUGGCAGUGGAGCUACUGGAAGUAACAAUCAUCAUCAUCGAACGGGUGGCACGGCCAUGGUCGGUGGCGGUUCUGCAUCUGUUACACAACGCAGCAAUUGUGGCAGUAGUAGCAUCAAUGGUUCCAUGGCAUCAUAUAAAAUGUCAACAACAUCGGAAACAAGCUGGUCCCAGACGGUAUACAGUAAGGAAAAUCAACGACCACCAGUUUACAAUCCCGAAGAUUAUGUUGCUGCGUUGAAGAAAUUUGGCAAACGACAAAGUGGACCCAAUCCACGUUCGAUAUACGAUGCCAGUGAUGCAGCCGCCGCAGCUGCGGCUGAGGAUAGUUUCAAAUCGGCAACAUUACCACACAAGCAUUCCGAUUAUAAAAGUCCAAUUAUGGCCCCCGUGGCAAGUGAAAGUGAAAUGUCCUUACGGCAAUUUGCAAGUAUUACAGAUCUGCUGACAAAGUUAAGAGCUGAUUUGAGGGUAUCAUUUCCAAGUUUCGUCCAAGAAUUUGUGGCCACACCUUCGGAUGGUGUUAGCCUACUAUUGGAGGUAUUACGGUCCAUUCAACUGUCACAAGCGGUAAAUGCUCCCAUAAAUACCAUCAAUAAUAUCGGAACAAUGCCUAGGAAUUCACAGAGCUAUCAACGUCGCGCCCUGCUUGAUGAAUUGGCAUGCUUACAAUGUCUCAACAUUUGCUGCUCCCGUUCGGUGGAGGCCACCGCCCGUUUGGGUACCACACCCGUGGGUUUAAUGCCCUUGGCAUCAUCGGCAACGGGUCAGGGUAUUCGCGCUCGUAUCCUAGCAAUGCAAUUAAUGGCAAAUGCUUGCGAUAAGAACUCUUUUGGUCAUGGUAAUCAAAAAUUGGCUACUGCAGGUCAUACAGCAAUAUCGGAUGCAAUGUCAACACUGCGUUUAAGAUGCAGUGAACCGGUACGUUUUCGUUUGCUAAUGGGUAUGCUAAAUAGUGGCGGAGGUUCGGGCGAGUUGCAAGCUGUGGGAGUGAGAUUCAUCAAUGCAUUCUUGGAAAGUUCAGAAAAUCUUCAACAGCGUUUAUAUUUGCAAGCGGAAUUAUUCCAGGCUGGAUUUGACCCCAAUAAUUUGGCAAAGACAAUCUCUUCCUCCUCACCCUGGUUGGAUGUGUUGCGAAGUGAGCUAAAGAAAUUCCAUGACAUUUACGUCGAUGUCGAUAAAAUGAUUAACCAAUCCCGAGAAGCCGAUAGGGUUCGCAGUCAAAUGGUAAUACUCGAACGUAGAGUACAAAUAUUGCACGAAGAAAAGGCCGUGUUAACCUCGAUGGAACGUCGCCUACAAGAACGCUGUGCUGAGUUGCAAAGAGAAAUAUUCCGUUUACAGGGAGCACAAAAUGAAAACACAUUCAAAUCUCUCGAUAAACAACCGGUUACACUGCCUCGCCACAUUCCACCGGGUAAACAGCAAGAUUCCUCAGAACAUGAAGAUGAGGGUAUUAGUAGUUCAGAUACAGGACCCUCGCUAUCGCCUGUGCCAAUUUUGGUCUUACCACAAAAUAGUAAAAAACAUGAGAAGCUCCCGGCCGAUCCAGCCAUUGAGGAUGCCAUGGAAGAGUUGGACAAUGUGGUGAAUGAAGCUGAGAAACAAAUCUCCACAAAUGAAUGUAAAUUUAAUAAAAUCUGCAAGGAGGCUAAGGAAAAAGAAAUUAUACCGAAAAAUAUUGUACCACAACCGCCAAGAAAAUCUCGUUCCUUGGCCCAUUUGGUACAACCGGAGGGUUCAGAAUUAGAUGGUUCCGAAUAUGGUAUGCUGAUGUUGCAGAAACCCAUAAAUCCCAAUCAAGAAGUGGCUGCCUUGAAAACCUUUUUCGAUGAAUCCGAUUAUGUUAUACAAGAUCAGGAUAAAGCGUAUCAUCGAAAUGCUUUGGACUCCCCUGAAAUCCCUGAGAAUGUGGCGAGUAAACAACAUUCGAAUAAUACCACCCGAGAACUGCUGGAUGUUAUUAUGAAUGCCCGCCACUGUGAAGAUGAUCCAACAAUGAAAGCAUUGCGGGAAAGUUCCGAUAGCCCAGCUAAUGAUGUGGAAGAUAACAGUAAUGCCAUUGUGAUGAGUGGAGCCCCUAAGCGCGAAAGUUUCACCGAAACCAAUGGUGUACCACCACAACAAUUCCAUGGCGUAUUUUUUAUGACCGAUAUGAAUACGGCCCAGAAAUAUCCUAAACCAGAUUUAACAGCUGCCCUGCAGGCACGUCGGGUAACCAAGAAUGUUGAACGUUUGGAGGCCGUAUUCGCCAGCCACAACGAAGCCUACAAUGAGGCAGAUCAACAGAAUGGUAAACGCAACAGUUUAAUGCCCAGCCAUCGUGAAAAAUCACGUAGUAAUCAACAGAUUUAUUUUGGCAGUAAUCCCACCAUACGCAUCGGUCCCUAUGCCCAGCAGCAGCAACAACAACAGAAUGUAAGACCGGAUCUUUUAAAUAACAGUAGUAAUGUGACGACACGUACCCGUUCGUAUACACAAGGCUCAAAAGUAACCGAUAUACCAUCGGGUUUAUAUUAA
Musca vetustissima is the source of this 2751-nucleotide messenger RNA. RefSeq lists its product as uncharacterized. Gene Ontology annotation, molecular function: small GTPase binding; actin filament binding. Gene Ontology annotation, biological process: regulation of cell shape; cortical actin cytoskeleton organization; cell migration. The transcript has 8 exons. The coding region runs from base 1 to 2751 and encodes 916 amino acids. Gene Ontology annotation, cellular component: cytosol. The record is from RefSeq and is a predicted model, not a curated record. Lineage: Eukaryota; Metazoa; Arthropoda; Insecta; Diptera; Muscidae.